Molecule: messenger RNA, 789 nt
Organism: Dracunculus medinensis (Guinea worm)
Lineage: Eukaryota; Metazoa; Nematoda; Chromadorea; Rhabditida; Dracunculidae
Source: the annotation of a GenBank genome assembly
UUGCGUUUCUUCUCAUUGAUUAUUUUAGUAGUGAUAACGUCGAUUUGUGGUCAGGAUAAUGCUGAAGUGAAUAUUCGUGUUUCUGGUGCUUGUAGUCCAAUAUAUUUAUCUCGAAAAGGCGUAGAAAUUGCAAGAUUCAAGCCAUCGAUUCGAUUUAAUCCCGAUAAGAUCAUACUUGAUCCAAAGAAUCCUGCCAUACCAGGAUGCAUGAAAAUUAAAGCGCUCGGUGUCGAGAUUGUAAAGCCAGUUAAAAAUUUAGUGGCUGAAAUCGAGAUGCGAAUUGGCGGAAUGCCUGAUCCAGAACAACCAGUCUUACCAUGUUCGAAAAAAAUUGAUGCGAAAGUCAAUCAAUGCCCAUGCGCUAAAGUCGAAGGAUCUUGCGUCUUUUGCGAUUUUUGUCGUCAAAUAAGCACACAUUCUUCAUCAUCGGUCGUAUUCCGAGAAAAUUCAGCGGCUAAUCGUAAAAUUAAUGAUGAAACAUGCAAAUGCGAAGUAAUGUUACCUGGUUUUUACGAUAUUGAAACAGAAAUGUGUACGCCAGAACUAAAUGAUAUCAAGGAAUAUAUACCUCCAGAAAUUCACAGUGAUAUUGUUGAAAAACGACCGAUCUCAAUGUUUAUCACAGUAUAUUUAAUGGAUUUGGAGCAACGGCCUAAUGAAUCUUAUUUAUCAGCGUUCGGUCAGGCUUUGCUUCGAAGGCGUAUGGCGCAAAGUACUGUGGCUUGUUUCCUAAUGGGAAUCGAUGUCAAGCUUAAUACUGCAAGUGGUACAAAUCAGUCAGAAUCAUAA